AUGAAUGGUAGAGCGGUGGUAUCUCGUUCCGACAAGGUGUCCGCCACAUCAGCAGCUACUCCUACAGGUUCACGGACUUACAUCGCAUCGUCGCCCGGAGUCUUAAGUCCAACCAGCCCGAGACCAGCUGAGACUAUUGAGAAGGACACUGACUCGUGGAAUGCAGUGAGCAGCGGUAGUGGACUCGCGUAUUCGAUUAAGACAUUCGGGCGGAAGAAGCUUGUUCCUGACCGGCUUCAUCCUCUCGGUGGCGAAUCUCCACGUCGUCACCGUCAUCUGCACAAACAGCGCCAUUUAUCUGUCGCUCCGGCAUCAGGGUUUAGCCCUUACUUACCCCGUGUUACAAAUGGAGCUCUUCCUGAAGAUUCGGACGAUGAAGUGAUCCAGUUGAGGCGCCUUAAUGCACAUUUAUCGUCGAGCGAGAUAGUGGAAGAGUGGAUUCGAUCGUACCAGCUCGAGCGCGGGAACUUUGCUUCAUUUGCUGUAUUUACCGAGGUCAAGCUGGAUGAGGUACAGGAAACGUACGUUGAGCAGGUUGGAAGGCCAAAUGCAGUGGAGGCAGCAGCCUGUUGUGCAACGUUAUUGAAGAUGCCAGGGAUCGUUGGAUGCUACAAGGCACUGCUGGAGAAGAUGUCGGCAGGGAUACAAGCUGCCAUCUACCUCCCUGAAGCUUCGCUCUCAUCCGUCUCGGCAGAUUCAACGUCACCGGAUGCGAUGGCUUCUCUUGUACAGAGUUUCUACUCUCGGACUCCGUACUUUGAACGAGUUCGUGAACUGGAGAAGUAUCUCCAUACUAGUCGAAGUAUCAUGGAUCCGAACGUGCUGAAAGGUGUGACUAUCGACGACGUCGCUCGGAUCUUCCAGUAUGUUCCUUUUGCUCACGUUCAGACAGGCCUGGUGAGGGUAUAUGCGACCAAUCCAGCAAUGUUAGACCAACUUAUUAUGACUCUGCAGGAUCAACGAGGGCUGCUUUUACGUAGUCGAAGAGAUGAUAAGAGUGUGGAUGAUCCAGACUAUCCUGUACACGUACCACUUGUCACGAGUGCCCAGAUCUGUCGAGCUAUCACUCACAACGCGGCGACUUUCAGCUCCAGUGGUCGAGAUAUGAUCCUCUGCGCCAUCGUGGACUUGAUAGACCCGAAUUCAUUCCGUGACGUGUAUCAACAUUUCGAUACUCAUGGGAAAAUGUGUGUUCUACACCAUUUGAGCGUCAUAGAGGGAAUGGAUCAGUUGGAAUUGGUUGUUGACGCCUUGCCAAAUGCUGGUGAGUCGCUCUUUCGAUUAUACCUCGCCACAUGCUCAGGACAAGUGGGAGAUCUACCGAACGGCAGAGGAUUUGGAAGUGAGCCCAGCCGCAAAGAUAUGUUCUUCUCGAAGUUAUUGGCCACGGAUAUGGAGUUUUUCUUUAUAAGUGAUCUAGCUGGUUACUUAUCGGAGGCGCAGUGGCACUUAUUGUCGAAGGAGUUUGAGAAAAACGAGAAUGGACGCAAGGCUCGGAAGCAGUGUCGGGCCAGUAUCAAGACAACAGAGUUGAAUAGUGAGAGUGCAGACACAAACGAUGGACACUCCUUGUUGUCUGCUUCUGCAUCAACUGAACGCUUCCAGAUGAUCAUGAUGAACUACAUGCGUCACCAGAAUUUGUCCAGUGCCCAAGUGCUGCAACUAGUGGCAAAUACAUUCCUCUCGAUGCUGGAGAAAAAGGAGUUCAGUCAACUGUUCGAUAAAUGCUGGGCGCAGUUUCCUCUCGACAGUCAGUGGUCCAAGGCUUUAGCGGUGGUAAGCGAACUUGAAAGUGGCAGUUCAUCAGCAUUUGAUGUAAAUCAUGAGCAUAUUGCAGCCAUCCGCUUGAAGAUGUUAAAGAAAAUCUUCUUGAUGUUGACACGAGAGGAGAGAGCUACGUGGAUGGACCGAAUCAACGCGAAAUAUCCGACUGAGAGCUUCAAGAGGAAGAUCCAAGAUCUUAAAGAUGCUGCUACCGCCGCGUUGAACACGCCACCGGAUUUAAGUGAUCCCUCGACACAUAUCGCUCGUAUGAAAGCAGACCUGAAGAUGCGGUGGCUGGAAGCUAUUAUGGAUUGUCUACUGAACGAUACAGAGAGCUCAGAGAGGUUGACUGCGCUCAAGCAGGCUCUACUACCAUUUGCAGACGGAAAGAUGCCACCGCCGCCUGAGCCUCCGCUACUGGUUAAGCCGACGAUCGCAUCGGUUGAGGAGAUGCUGGAUCAGCUAAGUGCUGCUGAUAGAGCUGCAUUGCUGGCAAAGCUGGCCCCGCCAGUAGAAAACGCUCCCUCGAAAUCGGUAAUGGUUGAUCAUGCUACUUCACCAGUCAAAGAAUUCCUACAACCAAGUGUUCAAGCGGAGACGAGUACCUUUAAGAAACACGAAGUAUACGCGAGCCCUGACAUCCAGAAGGCAUUGACGGAACUUCUUUAUAGGCGAUCUGAAUCACAAGUGCUAGAGAUCCUCCAACACGCACUCGAAGAAGAAAGCAGUGACGCUAACGUUGAGACUGUGGAAACUACUGGAGGUGGUCAAGCAGAACAAGCGUUAACCCCCAGCUUGUCGCGAAGACUAAAGCGGAGACUCACAGCUGUAAAUGCUGUCGCUGAGCCGAUUCAAUGGCACGAGUACGUCAAAGUCGGGUGCCUCGACGUUGGCUGUCAAACGUACUUUGAAAUCGAACAGGAAUCUGACGAUACCGUUAGUCCGCUUGGGCUUGGACUCCGUCAAAGUAUUAUCUCGGAUCGUGAAACAUCUCGAGCAUCGAUAUCUCCACUUAAAACUACACUUGUAGUGCCAUUAACAUUGAACGCGCUGCUGGGUAAGAGCGCAACAGGAACUGGUGGGAAAGGUAAGAAGGAAAGAUACCAAAAGAUCAACAGCGUGGCUGUACCUCGAGCCAUUUCUGGGCUCAUCACGUCGUGGCGCAUGAACACGGAUCAACUCACCCAGUUCGCGAAAAAAUCUCUCGCGAAUGUCCUCAAGAUAAUUGGAGAUGCAUACAGUGAGGUGCUGACUGCUACGAAGCGUAAGGCACAGCAACAACGACUGCUCUAUGCAACUCCACGUGGCAGCGGUCGGAUGUUAACUCUCUCACAGAUCGUGUACCAGUCGUUCCUUCACAGCUACGGACUUCCAUCGAUCGCGGACAUGCACUUGUUAGCGUUCUCGUGUGCGAUAGAGGUCUAUCGUACUCAACAUCUUCGUGUCGAGUACUUUGCAAGGUUUUGUUUUGAAGAGGUACCCAAGUCUGAGCUGACGAACUACUUGGAGUUUCUCGAAUGCAUCGUGUCGGAUGAUUUAGCAGGAACAACGAUGAUGUCGAGUCAUCGUCCAGUUACGCCCACCUCUUCCAGUGGUAACACUGCAAAUUCACGUAGCAUGACUCAGCCAGUAGCCUCGAAGCGGUCGCGUUUUGUGCCUCGACUUAACGUUCCAGACAAGGAGAACUGGCUGGUCUCUCUUGAUCGAGCGCAGGAGAUCGCUCAGUUGUGCUUUCGUGAUAUGCGGAAGACAGCGGUGACUGCCUUUUGCGAGAAUUUGGCGACGAUCGCAGCUCAGGGAAACUCAACGGCGAUUUUGCCACCUCCUGCUUCAGUGUUGCCAAUAGCUGAGACUACAGGCAGCGGCGACCAGGUCUUAAAUGUUGAUCAUUUACUCCAACUAGUGGUGGCUGAGUGGAAACUGGAGCAGAUUCGUCGUGAGCGCCAUCUACUCGAUGCAUUCCGUGCAGGAGACGUGAAUGGCGACGGACAGUUAACGUCAGCUGAGUUCACGCAGAUCGUGCUGUCCAUCGAUGCGUCUCGUGAUAUGGGUGACAUUCUACUCAUGUACAGUGAUACAUUACGCCGUACCGAGUGCGAUCAGAUAAACCCCGAGAUAUUCCUACAAGUCGCGCGUGAACAUGAACUGGAUCGAGUGGUGUGGCAGGGUGACGGAGACUUGUUCGGGGUAGUAAAUGAAGUGACGGACAUGGAAGCGACGUGGGCUCACGUGCGAGGCUUCUUUGUGGGGACACUGGAGGCUUUGUCUCGAGAUUUACCAUCCACGCACUUCCUUCGUGUGUGCGAAGGCGCUGGAUGCGGCUGUCUCAAGUGUCUGCUGGAUGGUUACGUCGGCUUCCAGAAGAUGCGCCGCGAGUUUGCACUCACGCAGCAUCAGCAAAGACACUCUGGCAAUCUAGGUCGUCGGAAGUCAAGCGUUGGAGUGUCAUCUCAGCUCGUAUGGGCUCGCUUCUGGCAUUUGAUGCGGCAAUUACAUGAUGCUGCAGCUGAGAGUGACGGGAUCGUGACCCCAUGGAACGGCGUAAAAUACACCCGAGAGCAACCAGUGCUAGCACUUGCUCCAAGAUCUAACAGCCGUCGACGAGACUCAUUGCCAAACUUCUUGUUCCCUGACACCGCGCGAAUAACCGCAAAGAUGAGCCACGUUCACGACCCAGAAGUUUUUGACGCCCCGACAAUCCACGCGCAGUUCGAACAUCUAUUGAAUACUGUGUCCGCCAAAGACUCAGAAUCCACACCACGCUCGUUGUAA
Phytophthora nicotianae INRA-310 is the source of this 4536-nucleotide messenger RNA. RefSeq lists its product as hypothetical. The transcript is spliced from 2 exons. Bases 1 to 4536 code for a protein of 1511 amino acids. Lineage: Eukaryota; Oomycota; Peronosporomycetes; Peronosporales; Peronosporaceae. The record is from RefSeq and is a predicted model, not a curated record. Gene Ontology annotation, molecular function: calcium ion binding.